Osmerus eperlanus (European smelt) is the source of this 11039-nucleotide messenger RNA. It is a transcript of the gene ptprq, whose product is annotated as protein tyrosine phosphatase receptor type Q. Gene Ontology annotation, molecular function: protein binding; protein tyrosine phosphatase activity. Gene Ontology annotation, biological process: peptidyl-tyrosine dephosphorylation involved in inactivation of protein kinase activity. The record is from RefSeq and is a predicted model, not a curated record. Gene Ontology annotation, cellular component: signaling receptor complex. Lineage: Eukaryota; Metazoa; Chordata; Actinopteri; Osmeriformes; Osmeridae.
AUGUCAGAUCCUGAUGUCUACCUGGUCAACUUCAGGACCAUGAGCAACCACACGGAGUGGUUGGAACCCGUGCAUCACACAUCAUGUUCACCUGAAUGCAGGACGUUUCUUCGAUUGGCUGGGGACCCAGGAGGAUAUGACAUCACACUUAGAGCCAUCCGACACAAUGCUUCAGUGGCGACCAAGACCUUCCACAUUGCGCCCCUCUCAUCCCUGAAGGCAGACACCACCACCACCACCGCUCUGCUCACCUGCACGCUGCAGACAGGACACACACUCACCACGCUCAGUUUACAUGACACCAGCUCCCAAACCAGCACGCACACCUGUCAGACGCAACCCUCAGGAACACGCUGCCGGUGCGCAGUGACAGGUUUACAGGCUGGGACGCGAUAUAGUGUCCAAGCGAGUGUGACCACCUUUCUUCCCGCCCUCAACAUCACCUCAACACAGAGACUUCACGUCGACAUCGAAACAGCCAAGUGUCCCAUUGGCUGGCUGGCUAGCGGGCGGAGUUGCUACAGCAUAAGGAGGAGGGGUUUGAUGUGGGUUCAAGCCCAGAGCGCGUGCAGGGGUGUGGCUGGAGGAGUUCACCUUGCUGACCUCAAAACCCAGGAGGACCUCCUAUUCAUGUCCACACACCUGCUUACCCACAAUUCACUGCUGCUGCUGUGGACUGCACUCCAUGAUCGAAAGGAAGAGGGUGGCUCUCGCUGGUCCGAUGGCUCCGUCUACAACCAGACCAACGAGGUGACAUCAUCACUGCUGUCCAAUCAGACAGACUGCUUUGCCCUCCAGAGGAAUGCCACAGGGCCAGGCUACUUCCUAACUCCAUUCUUCUGUGGCAUAUCUCUCCCUUUCAUCUGCCACCACCAGAUCCCUCCAGUCCCUCCCUCGUUCUCCUUUGAGGUGGUGCAGGUGACCGAGAGAGCGGUGGAGCUUGGCUGGGGUGACCUCUCUCCUCUGAAUGCCAGCCUUCAGUCUGUCCCUCAGGUCUGCGUGCAGUAUGAAGAGGAGGAUGGGAAGGAGGGGACAGGGAGGAGUGUCAGCAGCAGGGUGGGAGGUAUGCGGGUCCCUGUGUCUCUGUCAACCAGAGGGGCUAACAUGACGGGUCUGUCCCCAGGGAGGCUUUACUCUGUCUCCCUCACAGCCUCGGAUCCAGCUGGGGCCUCUUGGAGCCUCGGACGUAUACACACAGUACACACCAGGCCCCUCCCUCCUCAGAACGUCUCUGUGGGAAACAUCACAGCCAAUCAGAUCACGGUUCACUGGGUGGCCCCCGAGUCCCAGCAUGCAGAGCAUUGGCGGGUCAUAGUUCGCUGGGUGGACAUGUCCUCAGGACAGGAGGGAGUCCACAACGUGUCCAGGAGAUCUGGGAUUGGUGGACGAGAGACAUACUCUGCUGUGAUUGGACAGCUGGAGUCGUUCAGGAAGUACAAGGUCGGAGUUCACACCGUCACAGAGGGCGGGGUGGAAAGCUGUGGAGAUACAUCUCUGAUACGCACUGCACUGAGGCCCCCAAGUCACCUGACUGUGUCAAGUCGAGAUGGAAACCUCACCGUGUGCUGGACCCCCCCGCCAGACGAACAGCCUGAUGGGUAUGAAGUCAAGGCACAACCCGGCGACGGAAUAGGUCCGAGCCCUCUCUGGGUCAACCACUCCAGCCCCGAUGCACUGUGGGUACAUGAGCCUGUGUGCGUGGUAGUCGUGGACCCCCUCACCCCAGGUCAGACCUACGAGGUAGGGGUGGUGUCGUUGAGGGAGAGGAGCAGGAGCCUGGAGAUCAGCACUCGUCACACCACAGAGCCGUGUAGAGUGCCGCUAGCUGUACCUCUCUCCGUGGGCAGCGAGUCCGUGGUCGUGUUCGUGCAGACGCCACACCUCGGCCUGUUUGACGGCGUCAAGGUUUGUGCGUGCGAAGGCAGGUGUGACGGGGGAUGUGGGAGGAAAGUGUGUGACGAGGUGUGCGAGGGGUCUCCCUUCCCCCCGGACACACACAACGUAACCCUUGGCAACCUAAGUCCCGGAGUGGAGUACCGACUGAGUGUGUACACAACUAGCAAAGGCCGGAUGAGCCCUCCCUACCACCUAACACACCCGAUCAGGACAUGUUUAGCCCCUCCCAGCAUCGUGAGAGAGGGAGAGGUGACGGUGUCGUCUGUAGAGUUGCAGUGGGACCCAGCACCAGGACAUGGCCACACCUAUGAGGUCAUCUGUUUGGACUGCGAUCACACCUUCAAGGUGUUAAAAGUGUCAGGUCAGAGGGCAGUGUUUACAAGUCUAACACCAGGCAGACUGUAUCACUUCAGAGUACGGACAGAGAAGGAGAGAUUUACAGACAGCCCUGCUGUUACCUUCAACAUUACAGCAGCCCCCAGUCCAGUGGAGGUGAUGGUGCUCAGUAAAACGACAACUUCAGUGACGCUCGUCUGGGGGGCGGCCAGGGGAGUGGUCAGUGGAUACAUCCUGUCAAUCAAAAACCAAACCUCCAAUCAACAGCUAAACCUCACAUCCCUGGAGCAUAGGUUUGAAGACCUGGCCCCUGGUAGCUACUACACUCUACAAGUCAGCAGCACCAAUGGAGAGAGGAGGAGUAACCCUGCUACUGUCAACAUCAGCACCAUUCCAGAAGUCCCUCAGGAAGUGAUGCUGAUUGAACAGGGCGUGACCUCUGUGUUUGUGAGCUGGAGGCCACCACCAGGGGAAGUGAAGGGGUACAAGCUGUCUUUUGGCCUGGUGGGGAACAGGAUGUUGUGGCGUGAGUUGCUUGUCCAGGGUACCAGUUUAGAGAUUGGGGAUUUGACCCCAGGGUCAGACUAUGGCCUCAGUGUUCAAACCCUACUGGGGUCAGACUCCAGCCAACCUGUCAGCAGAGACUUCUACACACGUCCUGCAGGUGUGUGCUCCAUCUCCCUUCUGCAUGUUAACUCCUCGUGUGCCAUGCUGAGUUGGGACACUGCCGUUGGUCACUUUGACUUACACAGAGUGACCUUGGCUGAGGGCGCCGACACACGCGCGCUGAGCGUCUCCAAGGAGGAGACGGUCGCCACGUUGACUGCGUUGAGGGCCGGCUGUAGCUACAACGUGAGCGUGGAGCGAGUGAGGCGAGGAGUGGCAGGGGCCGCGGCCUCUCUGACCGUGACCACGAUUCCAGAGCGUCCACGAGGUGUCCGUGUGGUGAGUGUGUCGGCGCGGGCCUUCUCUCUGCGCUGGGAGAAGUCUGAGGGCUGUGUGGAUCAGUACCACGUCAGCCUGCAGCCUAGCCAAGGAAGGGUUUCUGUGUACCCCACACCCUCGGGACACGUACAGGCCAACGUGGUAAGUGUAAGUCCUGGAACCCAGUUCACGGUCACAGUGACAGCAGACUCUUCCUCCAACAUCGGCCCUCUCGUCAGUCGCAUAGUGAACACCAACUUGACAGUUCCCGGUGCUCCAUUUAGACUGGAGGGUAAGAGAGUGGGAUCCAAAGGACUUCUCCUGUCUUGGAGCAUGCCUCCUGACACUGCCAUCGUUGACGAAUAUGUCAUCAGGUACAAGGAGAUGUGUCCACAUCCUGACCCUAGCUUCACACAGGUGACCUCAGACGGGUAUGUACCUGAGACCUUGCACUCCAGCUUCACUCCUGGGUCCACCUACAAUAUCCAGGUAGCAGGAAAAAACUCAGCAGGCGUUGGACCAUUCAGCAAGUCUUUAUACAUAAAGACUGCUGAGGCCUCCCCUGGCCUGGUGAACAACUUAAGUGCCUUUGCUGAGAACCACACCUUCGUAGCAGUUACCUGGUACCUGCCUGAAUUCAUCAACGGUCUCAUCACCAAGUUUGCGGUGAAAGCCAAACACGCUCGCACGGGUCAGACUGUCCGGACACUUGAGCUGAAUGCUGAGGACAUCAUGACUGGAGCUCUACCGCACUGCAACGAUGCAGCAGAUAUCCUUUCUCGUGGGACCCCCAGUCCGUCAGAGGUGACGGCCUCUUCUCCCCCCAUCACCCUGUCGGCCGUGCCCCCCGCCGCAGCCUGGAGCGUCCCCAUCUCUGUGGGGGUGGACAAGCUCCGCCCCUACACCGCCUACGUCUUCGAGGUGUCCGCCUUCACUUCUGAGGGGGAGGGACAGAUCGCCUCCACCAUGGUCCGCAUGCCAGAAUCAGCCCCUGAGGACCCUCCUCAAAACCUCUCUGUGUGGAACGUGACAUCCAGGUCCAUCUCUCUGUCCUGGGACGCUCCCUCCAUCAUCACAGGGAGGUUCUCCUACGUCGUUUACCUCUAUGGACCCAUGGGGUUAAUCUUUGAAAACAGUACAGGAGACUUGAGGUUCAUCUACUCUGGUCUGACCCCCUACACCAGCUACAGAGUGGAUGUCAGGGCCAAGUCUGCAGGGGAAGUAGGUCCUGAGACACACAGAGAUGUACUCACACCUGCUGAGGCCCCCAGUGCAGUGCAGGAUCUGAAAGCAGUAGCGGAGGACUCGGUGUCUGUGCGUGUGAGCUGGAGGAUCCCAGCCCAGCCCAACGGCCUCAUCACCCACUACAGCCUCCUGGUGCUGUCAGCUGGGACCCUGCUCCAGGACAUCACCCUGUACGGACAACAGGACCUGAACGGGACUGGUCUCUAUGGCAAUGCAACACCACCUCUAAAUGUCUACAACAACUCUCGACGGAGUAAGAGAUCAGCUGACUUCAGCUUGACCUCCUCGCCUCCUGCCUUCACGGUCACGCUCUCCGACCGUGCGCCCCCGACCAGCAUGGCAGUAUCCAGCCUCACCCUCAGCGCUUCAACCAUUCCUAACCACAGCCUCAGCCCCACCCCUGACCGCAGGGUCACUACAAGCUUCCUUCCCAGUGGUACCAGUCUGCCCAGUAUGGCGGCCAGGACUGGGACCAGCCCUAACUCCGCCUUCCCUCCGACUAGAAUCUCUGUGACCUCCCCUUUCUCUGUGACCUCGGCACCCAAAGCCACGCCCCCACCUUGGCUGACAAACCAACCACAGACCAGAGACAUGACCUCAUACCCCGUCAGCCCCGGCCAGCCACGCCUCUCCACUCGCGCUGCCGUCACAGGAAACGCAGAUGUGCCGACACACCCCUCCACACAGGCUGCCUCCACUCUCUCCUCGGGAGGUGUGUUGCUGACAGAGAAACUGGGGGAUAUGUUGUUGGAGCAGCAGUCCCACCUGGUGACUGGACUGAGCCCCUUCACUGAGUACACCUUCACAGUGACCGCCGCUACUGUCAUGGGGGAGGGUCCUUCCACAAACACCACCGCAAAGACCCGCGAGCAGGUACCCAGCUCAGUGGUGGGUGUGUCCUACCAGAACAUUAGCUCCACCUCCAUCCUGGUGCGAUGGUCUCCACCUCAGAGCCCUAACGGACUGAUCACACACUACACCCUCUACGGCCAGAAACUAUACAUCAACCAGGCACUGCAGCGAGUCACUCAAAACACCAGCAUACUGCUCACAGGCCUGGAGAAGUACACUUGGUAUAAAUUAAGAGUGGCGGCGUCAACGGCAGUAGGAGAGAGCUCUUUGUCUGACAAAGACAACAUCUUUGUGGUCACUCCAGAGGAUGAGCCAGACUCCCCCCCUAGGAACCUGACCGUGGUAGAGACCACUCCCUCCACUGCCACUCUGGCCUGGUCCCCCCCAGUGAAGGCCAAUGGGGUGAUCCAACAGUACGAGGUCCUCUAUGAGAACCAAUCGUACUCUGCCAUGCUGAACUCUUCCUCUGCCAGAGUGACUUUGAGCCAGCUGAAGCCGUCCUCCUACUACAACGUAACUGUCAAGGCAUACACACGCCAUGGACACGGGAACCAGACCUCCUUCCCACUGCGCAUGCUGUCAGGGGAGGAUGUUCCAGGCAGUGCUCCAUACGACCUCUCCUAUGUAUCCGUCAGUCCCAGUGAGGUGAACGUGACCUGGAAGCCUCCACUGGUACCCAACGGGGUCAUCACACACUACAGCAUGCAGCUGUGGAACUCCUCCCACUACCUCAACCUCACCUCCCCCACCAGCCACGCCACCAUCACCCACCUGAGGAAGUACGCCCGCUACCGCCUCACCGUGCAGGCGCACACUCGCGUCGGCCCCGGGAACCAGACCAGCGAUCCACUCAACAUCACCACCCUGGAGGAUGUCCCAGACACGCCCCCUCAGUUCCUCCAGGCCAGGAAGUUGUCAGACUACCAGGUAGAGUUGUCGUGGGAAGCUCCUCUAGAGGCCAACUCAGAUAUACUCUACUACUUGGUCAGAGUCUGGAAUGAGACGUCAGAGCAGUGGCAGAACAUGACAGAGACUGUGGUGGUGAUCGAUGUGGUCUCAGAGAGCCGCUACAACGCCUCUGUAUCCAGCUGGACCCGGCUGGGGGACGGAGGGGUGCUCAUAUAUAUCAGCUUCACCACCACCGACACAGAGCCCUUUGACCCCCCUCAGAAUGUGUCAGUGGUGAACGUGACCUCCUCUGCUGCCACUCUGCUGUGGAACCCCCCCACUCAGCCCAACGGCAUCAUCACUCACUACACCAUACAAUACAUGGACAACACCACUGAGAAACAGCAGAGAGCCCCAGUGUCUGUGCUGGCCCCUGGGCCCCUGGGCUGGCUGUAUUCCUACCGCCUGUCUGGUCUGUUAGGGGGCAGUAACUACAGUCUGUGGAUGACCUCCAGCACCAUACAGGGAGACGGAGGGGUCAGGAGCGCCCCCCUGACCAUGCUCACUCCUGAGAGCGUCCCCAGUGACCCGGUCCACAACCUGAGCGCCCAGAUCUUCAGCUCCACCGCCAUCAUCGUCAGCUGGGACCCUCCCCAGGAGCCCAACGGACGCCCCUUCUACCUGCUCACCCUAGAAGAGGCAGGCCACAUACCCGGCCCCCCAGGACCCAACGCCGGCCCCUCCCUGGUCAACAAGACCAUCACCAAGACGACCACAGACAACGUCUUCCUCUUCACCAAACUCAGGAAGUACUUCCCCUACGUGGUUACGGUUACUCCGGCAACCGGAGCCGGCCCGGCCCACAAUCACACCAGCACGCUGCAUCUGAGGACGGACGAUGACAUCCCUAGUUCUGCCCCAGUGCUGGUGUCCAGCAGGAAUCUGUCCUCGUCUUCUCUGUAUGUGGCGUGGCAGCGCCCCCUGGAGGCCAACGGAGAAAUAACCGAGUACCUUGUCACUCUGUUUGGCCCCGGAGGGUCCAACACCACCCAGACCCCCAACACCACCCUCACCCUCACCCAGCUCCAGCCCUACACAUCCUACAACCUCUCCGUCACCGCCGCGACGCGCAAGGGCUCGGGCCCUGCUCUCCUGCUGCUGCUGCACACUGACGAAGCAGGGCCGAUGUCCCCUCCAAGGAAUUUAUCCAUCUCUAACCAUACUGCCUCCUCUGUGUGGCUCAGCUGGGAGCCCUCAUUGGAGCCUAAUGGAGUGGUCACACACUACGGCUUCAGGAUCCACGAGCUCAACACACAGACAGUCUCAUACCAGAACUCCUCAGGUCCGUGGACGGCAGCCCACCUGGCAGGCUUCAGGCCUCACAGCUCUUAUGAGAUAAGUGUGUGCAGCUACACCAGAGUGGGCCAUGGAGACCAAUUCAGCCUCGCUGUCUCCUUCACCACCAACGAGUCAGUGUCCGAUGCUGUGAGGAACCUCUUGUGCUCAGGGGUGAGCUGGGACUCAGUACAGCUGACCUGGGAACCCCCCACCAACCCCAACGGCCAGAUCCUCUUCUACCAGAUCCAGGUGGACUCCCACACACACUCCCUCACACACCAGGCCCCCGCACCCCAGUACGUGGUGAGUGGCCUCCACCCGGAUGAAGAAUACACACUCACUGUGACGCCCGUCAACUCCGCUGGCCCUGGGGAGAAGAUCAACUGCACUGCUGACACACAACCUGAGUCAGUUCCAGGUGUCCCUCGGUUCCUCAACGUGUCUGGGGUCACGCCCACGACUGUGACCCUGCGCUGGGCUCCGCCCCUCUCCGCGUCGGGCAUGCUCACUGAGUACCACAUCACCGUGGAGCUUAUUUCCACCACCUGCCAGUCAGACGGGAGCCCAGGCUCCGGGACACACACGGCCCCCGGUGGUGAGCCUGGCCCCACUCUGGGCCCUGGCUGUGUGGAUUCCAGGAAGGUGGUGCCUGUGAAUGGUUCUGGUGGUUCUGGGGAGAACCCGAGCGUGACCCUCCGGUCUCUGGCCAAGUACAGACAGUACCGCUUCAGAGUGGUGGCGCUGACCAACGCUGGGGAGGGGGAACCCACACCCUGGAGCUCCACGCGCACACUGGCUGGAAACCCGGACGCCCCUCCUAGUGCCCUGGCGGUGACCCCCACGUCUAACAGCCUCCGCAUCCAAUGGGACGCUCCCGCGGUGCUCUCUGGCCCCACCUCCUAUCUCAUAGACAUCUUUUCUUUGGAUAGCAUAUGGGUCAACCGCUCUCUGGUCCGCGCUCCCGGUGAGAUGAGGACCCUGGUGGUGUCUAACUUGACGGCGUUCACUCGCUACUCUGUGACCGUGACCGCGUUCACGGGACUUGUGGUCAACGCUCGGACGGACGGGAAGGCGAGCCCGCCCCUAAUCAUCCGAACUCUGGAGGAAGAGCCCAGAGACCCCCCCACAAACGUGACCCUGCUGGUAAUUCCAGAGGAAGUGACACGUGUGUUGGUGAACUUUGCUCCCCCCGAGGAGCCCAAUGGGAACAUUAGCUCCUACACAGCCCAGGUGUAUAGCCAGGGUAAACUGCAGAUGACCAUCAAUGACCUGGUCGUGGUCUACCACAAGAACCACACCCUGACCGCUGUCAUAUAUGGCCUGAAGGGAGGACUCAACUACAGCAUACGGAUAGCAGCAGUGAAUGGAGCAGGUUUAAGCCCCCCCAGCCCAGAGGUGAAAAUCACCACAGGGAUCAAAGCCCCUGCCAAGCCCAGCAGCAGACCGCAGGCAAUGGUGGACCGUUCUGGAGUUGCCAUAGUAACCUCCAGGAGCAUCAGCAUCCUCAUGCCCCACUGUUACUAUAGCGAUGACAAUGGGCCAAUCAGUAGUAUCCAGGUCAUUGUGGCAGAGUCAGGUGUGAUGGACAGCAGGAAUCUGACCAACUGGCAGAACGCCUACCUCCAUCGUCCAACCCCCUACCUGACGGACUCGGGCUUCCCUAACCCUUCGUGUGCCAGGGACGCACCGCCGGACAGGAGCGUGUUCGUACGAGACGGUGGCGAGCGUCUUCCAGACGUGUACGUGAUAGGAGAGGACGACCACUGUCUGGCCGAGGAGAGGACGGACGCGCUCUGCAAUGGACCCCUCAAACCUAACACUGUCUAUGUAUUUCGAUUCCGGGCCACUAACAUCAACGGACAGUACACUGACUCGGACUUCUCCGAGCAUGUCAGAACGGCAGUGGAUGGGUUGUUGACCCGGGAUGAACAGAUCAUUCUGGGCGUCCUCCUCUCCUUCUUCCUGGCUGUGCUCCUCAUCCUCAUCAUCUACGCCUCCGUCAGGAUUCGCCAGCGCCAGAAGGAGGGCGGGACUUAUUCUCCCAGAGAGGCGGAGAUUAUUGAGACCAAGUUUAAACUAGACCAGCUGAUCACUGUGGCAGACCUGGAACUGAAGGAAGAGAAGCUACACCGGUACUCUUCUUUCUUCUUUAGACGGAAGGAGAUAUUUGUCAUCCAGCUUCUCAGUUACAGGAAGUCCCUCAAACCGGUCAAUAAGAAGUCCUUCCUGCAGCACGUGGAAGACCUGUGUGCCAAUGACAAUUCCAAGUUCCAGGAGGAAUUUUCUGAGCUUCCCAAGCUGCUGCAGGACUUGGCGACCUCAGAUGCAGACCUGCCCUGGAACAGGUCCAAGAACCGCUUCACCAACAUCAAGCCAUACAACAACAACCGUGUGAAGCUGCUCUCGGAGCCAGGCAUGCCCGGGUCGGACUACAUUAACGCCAGCUUCAUCUCUGGCUAUCUGUGUCCUAAUGAGUUCAUAGCUACCCAGGGUCCUCUGCCUGGCACUGUGGCAGAUUUCUGGAGGAUGAUUUGGGAGACCAGGACACGCACCAUCGCCAUGCUCACACAGUGCUAUGAGAAGGGCAGGAUCCGGUGUCACCAGUACUGGCCGGAGGACAACAAGCCGGUGACAGUGUUUGGCGACAUCAUCAUUACCAAGCUGACCGAGGACGUCUACCCAGAUUGGACUGUCAGAGCACUCAAAGUUGAAAGGCAUGGGGACUAUAUGGUGGUCCAUCAUUUCAACUACACGUCCUGGCCAGAGCAUGGGGUCCCUGAGUCCAGCAGCACUCUCAUCCAGUUUGUCAAAGCCAUUCGGGCCAACAGGCAUGACAACACCACCAUGGUGGUACACUGCAGUGCUGGUGUGGGCAGGACAGGUGUGUUCAUCGCUCUCGACCACCUCAUUCAGCACAUCAGUGACCAUGACUUUGUGGAUGUGUACGGACUGGUGGCAGAGCUACGCAGUGAGAGGAUGUGCAUGGUACAGAAUCUGGCACAGUACAUGUUCCUGCACCAAAGCACAUUAGACCUCCUGAGUAGUAAAGGGAACAGCCAGUCCAUUUGGUUCGUCAACUACUCUGCCCUGGAGAAGAUGGACUCGCUGGACGCAAUGGAGGGUGAUAUUGAGCUGGAAUGGGAGGAGACCACCAUGUAAUGACCGACACAUUUACACCUGGUGUCUGAUGAAGAGACACUGAGUCAUAGGGCCAAAAAAGACCCUCAAAUAGACCUUUCCAGGUAGGAAGGGGGAAAACUUGGAGAGAUUGGGGGAAAAGAGACAAAGGGAGAGACCGGGGGUAGGAAUGAAAGAGUGAGAGGCAGAGGAGAAGAAGAGUAAUGAGACCAGAGCUAAGCCCCAGACCAGUUCCAGAAGAGUCUAAACAACAGCUUCUCUGCAACCGCCCACACACAAGUCCUCACCAAUGGAAACACAGAGAGAGAGAGAGAGAGAGAGAGAGAGAGAGAGAGAGAGAGAGAGAGAGAGAGAGAGAGAGAGAGAGAGAGAGAGAGAGAGAGAGAGAGAGAGAGAGAGAGAGAGAGAGAGAGAGAGAGAGA